Molecule: messenger RNA, 1232 nt
Organism: Phymastichus coffea
Lineage: Eukaryota; Metazoa; Arthropoda; Insecta; Hymenoptera; Eulophidae
Product: neurofilament medium polypeptide-like
Exons: 3
Coding region: 150-1127 (325 amino acids)
Source: RefSeq, a predicted model, not a curated record
GUAUUUCUUAGUCGUUGUCCGAUUUGAAUUUUGAAUAUUCGAACGAAUGUUAUAGGAUGAUUUUGACAGUGUAUUUUUGACUUUAUUGUGAUUUUUAAUUUGAUUGUGACUUGCGAAUUGAGGUGAUAUUGGUGAUUUUGGGUACCGUGAUGCUGGUGUCAGGAAGGCGGUUGAUAGCAGUAAAACGGCGAAGAGAGUCCAAAUGGGACAUAAUUCACCACGAAUACCAUGGACCACCAGCUCCUCUAUCUAAAGACGGUCGAGUGAUUGACACACCAGAAGUCGCGGAAGCUAAAGCCAAUCACUUAGCAAUCCAUGCGGAAACGGCAGCCGAGUUAGCAAGAAAAAUGGCUGAAUCUAAUGCUGAAGAAGCUAAGCUCAAAGCCGAAGAAUUGAGUGCAAAAGCCAGUCCAGAAGCUGAACCCAUUGUCGUAGCGGAACCCGUGCAAAUGACACCAGAACUGAUGGCGAUGCUGAUGGCUGCCGCAGCAGAGGAACAAAAACAAGGUGAAGAGGAAAACAAAGAGGAACCAGCACCAGUCGUGGAGGCUGCUGCUGAAGUACCAAAAGAACCCGCACCAGCACAAUCACCCGAGGCUGCAGUUGAAGCGGCGCCUGAGCAACCUGCGGCGGAAGCGCUACUUGUUGUUGAAGCACCCAAGCAAGAAGAUACCAAAGUCGAGGCCGACAUUAACAACGAAGUGGAAGGUAAUCACCCACAAUACAUUGCGAUGAAAAGCUACGAGGGACCUUUAGCGCCGCUUGAUCAUAUUGGACGUGUUGUUGAAACUCCUGAGGUGAAAAAAGCUAGGGAAGCUCAUUUUGCCGCAUACAGACAGGCAAUUGAAUUGGCUAAGGCAAAAGAGGAACAAUGGAAACAAGAAAAUACCGAAGAAAAUCAAGAAACCAACAAACAGAUUUACUUUCAUAAUCCACCGAUAGUUCAUUUACUCUAUCAGCACACCCCAAUUGGCUACAAAGGUCCGGAGGCACCCCUUGGAAAGGACGGUCGAGUUAUCGACACCAAGGAUGUCGAGCGAGCCAAGGAGGCACAUAAGAAGGCUCUCAAGCAUGCAGAGGCAAUAGCCAAGCGUCAUCCACCAAAGCCCGAGGACAAUCUUAUUUGAGGUGAUUUUUUUAGUAUGUGAUUUUUCGUUUACUGAGGUACUCAUGAUUAUUUUUCAUCUUGUAUAUAUUAUAUGAGUUAUACGUACUUUACUUGCAACGGAAGA